Chlorocebus sabaeus (green monkey) is the source of this 549-nucleotide messenger RNA. The record is from RefSeq and is a predicted model, not a curated record. Lineage: Eukaryota; Metazoa; Chordata; Mammalia; Primates; Cercopithecidae.
UGACUCCCAGGAGGUCAGGGACUACAUACCUCACCAGUGUCUUUCUUCAGCAGAGCUACACUGAUGAAGACUCCCAGGCAGUGACAUGCCCAGGUGAAACACUCCAGACCUAGGAGAGAAAUGGCCUCUCCUCCCUCCCCACUGUCCGAGGAAUUCCUGGACACAAAGGACACACAGGCGGAAGAGGACAGGCAGAUGGACACUCAGGCUGCUGCAUCUGAAGACCCCCAGGAUGUGACCUACGCCCAGCUGCAGAGCUUGACCCUCAGACGGGAGGCAACUGAGCCUCCUCCAUCCCAGGAAAGGGCGCCUCCAGUUGAGUCCAGCAUCUACGCCACCCUGACCAUCCACUAGCCCAGAGGGGACCCAGACCCCACAUUCCAGGGAGUCUGGAACGCAUGGGAGUUGCCCCCAGUGGACACCAUUGAACCCCAGCCAGCCUGGACCUACACCAGGAGACGCUGGAAACUUUUAGAGGUCACUCAGUUCUGCAGUAUAAAUAACUAACAUCUAUACGUUUUUGAAAUAAAGCAACAGACUCGUCAAUAA